CGUUUCCGUGACAAUCAACUAGCAACGCGCGGUGCUUGGCGUCUGUUUCGGGUAUUAGCUGAUUAGCUGGACUGCUGAAGCAGAACUCUAAUCUCGUUGGUCUGAUUUGUGUUUGAAUAUCAGCUAUUUAUUACCAAACUGCAAAAAUGAGCCUGUCUCUAAGGACUGACCUAACUGCUGUUGAUAAGAGUAAAAGGAAGAAAAGGAGAGAACUUACUGAGGAACAGAAGGAUGAAAUCAAGGAGGCGUUUGAGCUCUUUGACACAGACAAGGAUAAAGAAAUAGAUUAUCAUGAAUUAAAGGUGGCGAUGAGAGCUCUGGGUUUUGAGGUGAAGAAAGUAGAUGUGUUAAAGAUCCUAAAAGACUAUGACAGAGAAGGAACUGGGAAAAUAACUUUUGAAGAUUUCAGAGAAGUUGUGACGGACAUGAUAUUGGAGCGAGACCCAAAAGAGGAAAUUCUGAAGGCGUUUAAACUUUUCGACGACGAUGAAACGGGAAAGAUAAGCUUGAGAAACCUGCGCCGUGUCGCUCGCGAACUGGGCGAAGACAUGAGUGACGAGGACCUGCGAGCCAUGAUUGAUGAAUUUGACACCGAUGGGGACGGAGAGAUUAAUCAAGAUGAGUUCAUCUCCAUCAUGACCGGCGACUCGUGAGCAGCUGUGACUCAAAGAAAACGUGUCCUGAAGAUUUGGCUGCGCAUUCGCUGUGAAGAACCAAUCGAACUGACAGACUGAUCUUAUUCAUGAGCAGUAAACCACAUUUCAGAUGUAUGGAACGGUAGGUCCGACUGGUGCUAAAGUUCUGGACGAAAGCUUGAACUGAACUGGACGUGAAGGAUGAACAACAUUUCAGGUCAUGAAUAGGUUGGUUAGAUUUUUAUAGGGGUACUUUGUAUUUUAAAAUCUCAAAUGUGUUGUCUUCAAUGUUAGUAGUUUGUAUUGUAGUUGUUCAUUUUGCAUUUGAAAUAACAUUCCAAAGUACUAUUUAUUGUAAAUACUCAGUAAAAACAAAAAAAAAACAAAAAAGACUUUUCCGUUUGUCUCUUUGACUAAAUAUCAGAGUCGUCAUCAUAAACCAGAAAACAGUGCUAAAUGGAAAUAUUAACUUAAAUUAUACUGCAAUAGCAUAUUUAUUUCAUAGAUCCAAUUGUAGACUGAUUCCAGGCAACGUAGAUCAGUUUUACAGAAACAGUAUAGGUAAGUUCAUGUGACUUGUU
Molecule: messenger RNA, 1216 nt
Organism: Labeo rohita (rohu)
Lineage: Eukaryota; Metazoa; Chordata; Actinopteri; Cypriniformes; Cyprinidae
Gene: cetn3
Product: centrin 3
Exons: 5
Coding region: 147-653 (168 amino acids)
Biological process (GO): spindle pole body duplication
Cellular component (GO): microtubule organizing center
Molecular function (GO): calcium ion binding; microtubule binding
Source: RefSeq, a predicted model, not a curated record